Molecule: messenger RNA, 830 nt
Organism: Brassica rapa (field mustard)
Lineage: Eukaryota; Viridiplantae; Streptophyta; Magnoliopsida; Brassicales; Brassicaceae
Product: RING-H2 finger protein ATL67
Biological process (GO): protein ubiquitination
Molecular function (GO): transferase activity
Source: RefSeq, a predicted model, not a curated record
UCUCCUUCUUUCUUCUCUUUCUCACACAUGGACCCAUUUUUCUUCUUGACCAUCAAAUGUCAACCGCCGCCUCCUCCUCCCCCGUCUUCCUCUUCCACCCUCCUCUUCCACCGUCGCCUCCACACGACUCCAACCACUCUUACCUCACUACUCUAGGCUUUGGCUACUCCAUAGCCAUAGCUCUCGGUUUCCUCGUCCUCCUCUCCACCGUCCUUUUAUCCUCCUACAUCUGUUGCCGCGGCUCUCGCCGCCGCACAACCGCCGUUGAAUCCACCAGCGCAAGCGUUAUACUCCCUCGCGUAAUCUUCGUCGCGGAAGAAGAUCUUGAAGCGGGUGACGUCAACGUGGGACUUGACCAAGCCGUCAUAAACUCUUACCCUAAGUUCCACUUCUCAAAAGAAACCUCCGCCGCGUCUUCCGAUGGUUUUGGCAGCGGUGGAGAUACGACUUGUUCGAUCUGUUUGUGUGAGUAUAGAGAAGCGGAGAUGUUGAGGAUGAUGCCGGAGUGUAAACACUACUUCCAUUUAUGUUGUCUUGAUGCGUGGCUUAAACUAAACGGAUCUUGUCCUGUUUGUCGGAACUCGCCGCUUCCGACUCCGACGUCUACGCCUCAGUCAACACCUUUGUCGGAAGUUGUGCCGCUCUCACAAUAUGCCGCUGACCGGAGGAGAGCAAGAAGAUGAGAUAUUUUUACUUAGAUCUAUAUUCGCCUAAUUACUAGGGUGUAUUAUUAUUAUUAUUGGCUCCGUUUCAUUACAACUUCACUGAUUUGUAAUUAAAAAUUCCAUCAAAAGAGGAGUUUGCCAUUAAUAUCAUCGAAAUGAAAUUCA